This is a messenger RNA of Paramisgurnus dabryanus, 1536 nucleotides long. RefSeq names its product cyclin B1 (gene ccnb1). The record is from RefSeq and is a predicted model, not a curated record. Gene Ontology annotation, biological process: mitotic cell cycle phase transition. Gene Ontology annotation, molecular function: cyclin-dependent protein serine/threonine kinase regulator activity. NCBI's taxonomy places the organism in Eukaryota, Metazoa, Chordata, Actinopteri, Cypriniformes, Cobitidae.
AGCGUCGAAAGAGCAACAAUUUAAACCACAGGGCAGGAACAGCAUUUCAUCGUGCUUGCUUUAGCAGAAUCAAACAGUUUGUUCAUCGAUUCACAGCAACAAGGUUACAAAAUGGCUCUCCGUGUUACCAGGAAUACCCGGCUGGCCAACAGCGAAAAUCAGACCGCUCUGCCUGGGAAAGCAGUUGUAGCGAACAAGCCCGGACUGAGACCAAGGGCCGCGCUGGGGGAGAUCGGCAACAACCCGCAGACCAGACAGGCUUUGAGGAAAAAGGAUGUGAAGGCUGCACCCGUUCCCGAGGUCGUGGCCGAGAAGUUGCCUAUAGCUCAGCCUCUUAAAAAGGAGUCUCCUACUAAAGUAAAGAAGAAUGACGUUCAGGUUUUGUCUGAGCCCUCCUCUCCGGUUCCCAUGGAGACCUCUGGCUGUGCUUCAGAUGAUCUGUGUCAGGCUUUCUCUGACGUUCUGCUCGACAUUAAGGAUGUGGAUGCAGAUGAUUACGAUAAUCCCAUGCUGUGCAGCGAAUACGUCAAGGAUAUCUAUUUGUACCUCCGCAAGCUUGAGACUGAGCAAGCUGUCAGGCCAAAGUAUCUGGAAGGAAGAGAGGUUACAGGAAAUAUGCGUGCCAUUCUUAUUGACUGGCUCGUCCAGGUCCAGAUUAAGUUCAGGCUGCUGCAGGAGACCAUGUACAUGACAGUUGCCAUCAUUGAUCGUUUCCUGCAGGAUAAUCCAGUUCCAAAGAAGCAAUUGCAGCUUGUUGGUGUAACAGCCAUGUUCGUUGCCUCCAAGUAUGAGGAGAUGUACCCACCAGAGAUUGCAGACUUCGCCUUUGUGACUGACCGUGCCUACACCACUGCUCAGAUACGAGACAUGGAGAUGAAGAUCUUGAAGGUUCUCGACUUUGGCUUUGGAAGACCUCUGCCUCUACAGUUCCUCAGGAGGGCUUCAAAGAUUGGAGAUGUUACUGCAGAGCAUCACACAUUGGCCAAGUACUUUCUGGAGCUCACCAUGGUUGAUUAUGACAUGAUUCACUUUCCUCCAUCCCAAGUGGCUAGUGCAGCUUAUGCCCUUACUCUGAAGGUCUUCAAGUGUGGAGAAUGGACCCCUACGCUUCAGCAUUAUCUGGGCUACAGUGAAGAUCAGCUUGUUCCUGUGAUGCAGCACAUUGCCAAGAAUGUUGUAAGGGUCAAUGAGGGGCUUUCAAAGCAUCUGGCUGUAAAGAACAAGUACUCCAGUCAGAAGCAGAUGAGAAUUGCCUCCAUUUCUCAGCUUAAAUCACCCUUGAUCAAAGAGCUGGCCAAGCAAAUCUCAUAGUGUGGGGGAUAUUUUGAAGAGACUUAAGCACUAUGUGCUACCUUGUAAAAAUUGUAACUUAUGCAUGCUUUUACUAUUGGAAGUUUUAAUGUUUAAAGCGUUUUACAGAUUCUUCUGCACUGCCAUGAUCGCGCAUAGGUUGUCUUUAAUGUGUUCCAAGUGUUUAUUAAACCUUGGCUUUUACAUUGUACAUUUUACUUUCAAAUAAACCUUUUUAAAGUUUAA